AAGAAAGAAACAUGCAGGUUCAUGGCGGGAACUUGGCGGUUCAGGGAAUGCAUCAAGGGUACGUGUACUCGAGGAGGGUGCUGCUGCACGGCCACAGGGAGAGCUACGCCGUGGCCCGACAGGAGGCUCCGGCCGGCGACGGGGCCCCCGUCGCUGGCAGCACCUUCGACGCGAACGUGGUGAUGAUCCUGGCCGUGCUCCUGUGCGCGUUGAUCUGCGCGCUGGGGCUCAACUCGAUCGUGCGGUGCGCGCUCCGGUGCUCGAGCACCCGGAUGACGCCGGCGGCGGCCGGCAGCCGGGAGCUCGGGUCUGUGGCGCGGCUGGCGCAGGCCGGGGUGCGGCGGAAGGCGCUGCGGGCGAUGCCGACGCUGGUGUACUCGGCGGGGCAGGCGCUGGGGCCGAGCCCGGCCCCGACCCCGGCGUGCGCCAUCUGCCUGGCCGACCUGGAGCCCGGGGAGCGCGUCCGGGUGCUGCCCAAAUGCAACCACGGCUUCCACGUCCGCUGCGUCGACCGCUGGCUCAUGGCCCGCUCCACGUGCCCGACCUGCCGGCAGCCGCUCUUCGGGGAGCCGCAGAAGGCCUCCGGGUGCGCCGAGGCCGUCCACCAGGACGACGGCGGCGCCGCGCCAGUCCGGUCCUUCUUCGUGCCGCUACCGCCGGAAGGCUUGGUCACGCCGUAUGAUUUUUAGGUCUAAGUAAUAGCUGUAGUUACAUCUGGGAUGGAUCAUGAAAUGUGCAUUGUACACUGUGCAGCCUCUUCUCCUUUACAGAAAACCAAGAUUCAAGUGAUAA
Molecule: messenger RNA, 792 nt
Organism: Lolium rigidum
Lineage: Eukaryota; Viridiplantae; Streptophyta; Magnoliopsida; Poales; Poaceae
Product: RING-H2 finger protein ATL74-like
Biological process (GO): protein ubiquitination
Molecular function (GO): transferase activity
Source: RefSeq, a predicted model, not a curated record